AUCCUAUUCUAGCUCUGCCACCGCAAGACUUACCCUCCUUGCAAGGAAAACAACUACAGCGUCAUAAAUAGGUUUAAGGCUUUUGUCGACUGUCGUCACGAAUAAAAAUUUGUCGUCCCCUUCAGAUCAAAUGAUCGCGUCUCCUAGAUGACCUUCCCUCCCCCUCCUCCUUCCUCCCAAUCGUCGAUUGCUUCUGGCACCGAUAAGUCUUCCUCAACCAGGCCUGGAAGGUCACAGCAAUCUGCCUGGGGUCCAUCUGUGUCCCAGUCCAGCGUUCGCCGUGGACUGACUCCGCUUGCGACCAACAAUCUCGCAUCAUCUUCCUUCCCCUCUGCCUCUUCCCGAGGGCCACCUCAGUCCAGUAGUCCUGGUCCGGGCGGUUCAACUUCCUCUCCCUUGACUUCCUCCUUCUCUGCGGUUCUGAGUUCCGCAAGAGGCCUCCCCGUCGGCCGGAACGCGCCCUCGCCUGCCUCCACACCUUCACCUUUCACCUCCUUCCAAUCUGGCUCGCAACAACAUCAGCAGGCCGCACAAUCUCUCUCUUCUCCAAAAUUUAGAUCUCACACCCCGUCGUCCGGGUCACAUCUGGCUUCCACAGCGGGUUCUAUCGCGGGUGGUGGAGGCUCCGGGGGAGGCGGAGGUGGGACGGGAUCUUCCAGAGGCGCCACUUUCUCUCCAUUGUCUUCUGGGACAACGGUGAACUCACCUACAGGUUUCCCUUCCGACAAACCAGGCUCGGCAGCGGCGGCUCACGCAAGUCAGUCUUCGCUGACAAAAAUAUCUAUCGCCCAGGUGUUUCUUCUCCUCGAUUCGAUCACGGAGAAAGAGGGUCGAGAGAAGUGGGAGACGAAAGCGGCCCAGAUUCACAAACUUGUUGAGUCCAACGGCAUGGAGGUCUUUUCCAAAUAUUUCCGGCGCCUUCUCACAGGCAAUGCCCCUCAGAUAUUUCCUGGUGUGAAUAAGUCUGUGGAAAAUGCUGGAAACUAUCCUCUCCUCGUACAGGAGAUGCAAAAGGUGUCUCAAGACAUCGAGCAGGCUCAGAAAAUCGCGGAGACGGUAGAUUCUUCCGAGGGCGAUAUCUUCCGAGACUUCGACCUUUCAACUUUCCUGGAUCAUUUUAAGCUUGAUCCAUUCUUGAAAGUCUCACUUGCGCUCGCUUUCAAGAUGGCUAAUAAGUCGGACUUGCGCGCAAAGGCUGAUGCAAUCCUUUCGAACUCGAUAACUCCCUUCCUGCAAAGCCUUGCAACGCCGUCCGAGAUAACCAAGGAUUACAAGAAUGCCUGUAUUGGGAUAACCAUUGAACGAUUUAUCUUGUAUCCCCCACGCAAUUUCACGGACGAUGUCAAGGCUAAGCUUGUAUAUGCCGCUAACCUGCGCUACCAGAGGCUAGGCGUAGAGAUGCCCUUUGAAAUUGCAUCUGCCCUGCAAAUGUUCAAUUUUAUCAACCCGAGGUACACUUUGGUCCGUCAACUGCACUCAAAGGGACCGAAAGCAACUUCAAACACGGACGCUGUGGCAGAGACUAUCAAUGCAGCUGGUGCCGAAUGCUGGAAUGAGGACCACGUUGCCAGUGCUCUGUUAUUCUUGGUUCUGUCUCAAUAUUGGCAGGAGUUCUCCCUUGAAACUUUUCUUGCAGCUGUGAAGUCACAUUUCGGCGAAAAACAAAUUAGCUGGCCUCUAAUUUUCCGAAACUUCGACCGCGAAGGUUUGCGAUUAGAUGCGAAGCAAUUUGCCAACCUCUACUCGGCUCUCUUGUCAGUAGCUUCUGAGGAUUCGAGUCUCGAUAUCCAAAAACUGUGGGGAGGAGACUGGGAACACCGUGACACUCAACUUUCCUUUCUCACGGCCUUCAUUGUCUCCCGAACAGAUGUAUCGCAAAUACCUAAUCUGCGCGCCACUUUCCCACCUGAUUUCUUUGCGGAAGGGCCGGAACUUGUCCGUUUGCAAGGAGAGCGGGCAGCGAAAUCGCCUCUGAGGUCUUUGGAUGCUAUGAGAGCUUUAUUUGACCUUUCGUUGUUCUCCCAGACUACAUGGGCUGUCGCCGAGAGCCAACUGCUUAUCAAGGCAAUCGUUCAAUACGACCUUCCCGUGUUCUUAUGCUCAGCGUUGACCCUUCCACAGCCUUGGACAACCGUCCAGCAAAGCUUUGUCCUUCGGACGCUUGUCGUUUUUAUAUUGAAACAAGAGGAAGGGUACCAGCUAGCGUUGCAUGGAGCGUGGCAUCAAGAUAAACAGUGGGUUGCAGAGCAACUUUUCACUACAUUUACUCAGGAUCCUACUUCUACCGCUGCCAUUUACGAGCAUGCUGUCGAAUACAGUUGGCUGGAUUAUCUACUGGGAUACACGAAUGGUCUCGCUAUGGACCUUGCUUGUUACGCACAUCGUAAGGGGCCUUUCGACUUAGAACAAUGGGUCCGCAAUGCUGCUCAGAAGGGCCCCAUGGACAUGGGUAGCUUAUUGUCCAAGUUUCUAAGAAUUAAAGCCGAGGACGAGCUUCAUGUACAGAGGAAAGAGCAACCAGCACCACAGAUGGUCAGCCUUUCUGUGAAGACCGUCUAUACCUUGCUAUCGGUGCUGGAAGAAUACGUUGGCGACCGUGAAAAUCUCACCCCAGUCCAACGGAUUUGUAUUCAGACGUACCCCAGGCUGAUCAACUAUGGAGAAGGAUUCGAUGAUAUCAUUGAUGCCAACGGUGAGAACGGAAACUCUCUACCGGAGACAGUUGAUAAGCAGAUGCAAGAGUUGUUUGGCAAGAUGUAUCAUGAAGAGUUGUCCUUAAGGGAAAUCCUCGAAUUGAUGAGACGGUAUAAGUCCUCGCGCGAUCCAGCUGAACAGGAUCUAUUCGCCUGCAUGGUUCACGGUCUCAUUGACGAAUAUCACUGCUACCAUGAGUACCCGUUGGAAGCCCUAACAAAGACAGCUGUCAUGUUUGGCGGUAUCAUCAACUUCCGCCUUGUUGACGGGAUCACUUUGAAGGUCGGUCUGGGCAUGAUCUUAGAGGCUGUGCGCGAACAUGACAUGCACGACCCAAUGUACAAAUUUGGAGUAGAAGCUAUCGAGCAAUUGAUCAACCGACUCCCAGAAUGGGCUGGCUUCUGUCAUCUCCUAUUGCAGAUCCCGACUCUACAGGGCUCUCCAAUUUUCCAAAAGGCGGAAGAAGUGCUACACGAACAAGGAAGCCAGGCUAGAGACUCGGAACCUAGCAGACUUGAUAACACUUCUGCCGGGUCUUUGACUAACGGUAAUGUCGAAGAGACUACGACUGCUGAUGGAUCGAGUCGUAAAUUCAUCUCCGUACAUGUUGACUCCCCUCUCCGACCCGAGGUCUACAGGGAUCCGGAUGAGGAUGUACAAGACAAGAUCCUGUUUGUAUUGAACAACGUAUCGGAGCAGAACAUAGAGGAGAAGCUACGGGAUCUCACCGAUGUUCUUCGCGAUCAACAUCAUCAAUGGUUCGCUUCCUAUUUAGUGGAAGAACGAGCCAAGUUGCAGCCCAACUUCCAGCAACUAUAUCUUGAUCUUCUUGAUCGCAUUAACGAUAAGGUACUCUGGGCGGAAGUUCUGCGGGAGACCUAUGUCAGUGUUUCCAAGCUGCUUAAUUCCGAGGCCACGUUGAAUAACUCCACCGACCGUGGCCAUCUCAAGAACCUCGGGUUAUGGCUUGGGUCCCUUACCAUUGCCAAAGACAAGCCUAUCAAGCACAAGAAUGUUUAUUUCAAGGGGCUUCUCUUGGAGGGUUAUGACAGCCAACGCUUGACGAUCGUGAUCCCAUUUACCUGUAAGGUGUUGGUCCAGGCUACCAAAUCUACAGUAUUCAACCCCCCAAAUCCUUGGCUCAUGGAUAUCCUGGCUCUCUUGAUGGAACUCUAUCACUUUGCAGAGUUGAAACUGAAUCUCAAAUUUGAGAUAGAGGUUCUGUGUAAAGAUCUUGACCUUGACCACAAAGUCAUUGAACCAUCCGUCAUCAUUCGAGACCGUUCCGCGCACAUUGAAGAUGCAUUGUCGACAGCCAACAUCCCUGAAGGUCUUGAAGCUUUCGAAGACAUGGCACUUACCGGAAUUAACCAAGGCAUCCGCCACGAAAGGCUAUCGCCUGCCGCUAUUAUGUCCACACUGCCAAGCUUAGAUAAGAUUCUCGUCUUACCUUCGUCCGCAAGCAGCAUGGUUGACCCCAAUGUUCUUCGGCAAAUUGUUCACAGUUCCGUGGAGCGUGCUAUUGCAGAGAUUAUAACUCCCGUGGUAGAGCGGUCGGUAACCAUCGCCUCCAUCUCCACCGUUCAGUUGGUAUCUAAGGAUUUCGCGAUGGAGCCCGACGAAGAAAAGGUCCGACACGCGGCCAGCAUAAUGGUCAGGCAACUUGCUGGUAGCCUGGCUCUGGUCACCUGCAAAGAGCCCUUGAAGGUCAGCAUGACGAAUUAUAUCCGUAUGAUUCAGCAGGAGUAUUCGGACCAGCCCAUGCCGGAGGGGCUUGUUUUGAUGUGCGUCAAUGAUAACCUUGACGCUGCCUGCGGUAUUGUGGAGAAGGCAGCAGAAGAAAAGUCUCUUCCAGAGAUCGAGAAGGUUAUCGAGCCACAACUAGAAGCUCGUCGGCGUCAUCGUGCGGCCCGGCCUAAUGAACCGUUCAUUGAUCCAUCAAUGAAUCGCUGGGGACUUUUUAUUCCCGAGCCUUACCGGCAGGCACCCAGUGGACUCAACAAGGAACAGUUGGCUAUCUACGAAGAGUUCGCUCGCCAGUCUCGUGGGCCGGCAACGACUCAUAUCCCGAAUGUUUCGACUGACUCUGGCCGCAUCCAAGAUGUUCUACAAGAUCCUUAUACUGCUAUACCCAACCUCUCCACACCUGCCGAGCAGCCUGCUGUACCUCAUAGAACACCUCAAGCGCAGCAGGAUAGCAGAUUGCAGCAGACUGGACUUGUUGGUACGCAGUCUCAAUUAAAUGGAUUCCUUGAAGCACAAAGCCCACGCGAAAAGGUUGAAAGCAUUAUUUCCGAUCUUCAACAAGCUGCCCGAAGUGCGCCUGAGGAGCGUGUUAGAGACCUUGGAAGAGACAGUGGUGUCUUACAGGAAUACAACCAAGCCUUGCGGGCUAUCCUUGCAUCACCCAACGGCGAGGAGCUGGCGCGGCUGACGUCUCUCAAGAUCUGCACAGUCCUAUUCUCUCAAACCCAAGACACACUAGAGAUUGAAGUGCUCGUGCAUCUUCUUGCCAAGCUGUGUGAUAUGUCGUCUCUGGUCGCACGAUAUACCUGGGCCGUCCUAUCAGAGGUUGAUGAUGAGCACAUGUUCAAUGUUCCAGUUACAGUCGCUCUCAUCGAUGCUGGGCUUUUGGAUAUUCGUCGUGUCGAUAUGAUACUAACAAGGCUCAUCCUUCAGAAAAAUACGAGUGCCCUAGAUGUCCUUGCCAAUCUGAUGGACCGUGUUCUCUUCAGCGAGGAACCUUCGGCCUUGAGGUCUGACUUUUCUGGCAGUCUAGAAGCCAUGAGUCAGUGGCUUGCAGAAGACUCAAGCCUUUCGACUGCCAACGAUAUCAUCCACAAGUUGCGCGAGUCUGGAAUUCCUGAAGUUGUCAACCCCCUACUCAGCGACAAAGCAAGGUCGAAACGCGAUCAAAUGGAAUACAUCUUCAGCGAGUGGAUUGGCAUUUAUAAAGCGCCAGGUGCAAUCGAUCGCACAUAUUAUUCUUUCCUGAAAGAUAUCCAUCAAAGACAGGUUAUGGACAAUCAAGAAGAUUCUGCCCUAUUCUUCCGUCUUAGUAUUGAUAUCUCCGUUGCAAUGUUUGAGCAUGAGUCGCAAAAUCCCAACGGCAGCCUUGAUGAAGCCUACCUCUACAUUGAUGCCCUCGCCAAGCUCGUGGUGCUUCUUGUGAAAUUCCAAGGUGAGACGCCAGGAGCUACGAAGACCAGCAAGUCUGUCUACUUCAACUCUAUCCUAUCAUUGCUUGUGCUUGUCCUCAAUCACCAUCAUGUUAUGAGAGGGGAAGCUUUCAACCAGCGCGUCUUCUUCAGGCUCUUCUCAAGUAUCCUCUGUGAAUAUUCCAUGAAUGGCCUUCAACAUAGCGAUCAACAUCAGGAGAUGAUGUUUGCCUUCGCUAAUAAAUUCCUGUCACUUCAACCGAAAUACUGCCCCGCCUUUGUUUUCGGGUGGUUGUCGUUGGUCUCGCACAGGUUCUUCAUGUCAGGUAUGCUGAACAUGCCAGAUCGAACUGGCUGGGGGCCAUAUUGCGAGAUCAUGCAAGCUCUCCUUGCGUAUAUAGGGGAGCAACUUAAGCCCGCAAAUAUCUCCGCUAUUAUCAAAGAUCUGUAUAAGGGUGUGCUGCGCAUCUUGCUAAUCUUGCACCACGAUUUCCCCGAGUUUGUGGCAGAAAACCAUUUUCAAUUCUGCAAUGUUAUCCCUGCCCACUGUGCUCAGCUUCGGAACCUUGUCCUGAGUGCUUAUCCGUCAUCCUUCCAUAAACUUCCAGACCCAUUUAGAGAGGGCCUGAAAGUUGAACGGCUGGAAGAAAUGCGAGAAGCCCCAAAAAUCGCCGGUGACACUGCGGCUCCUCUACAGCAUGCCAACAUCAAGAGUGUGGUCGACACUUCGCUUCAGAGCGGAAAUGCGUCGGAAGCGGCUCUGCAGCAGAUCUGUGAAGCCGUGUACAAUCCAACCACCAAAGAGACCGGCAUCUUCUACACGCCAAUCAACGUCAACGUGGUGCUUCUGAACGCUCUGGUGCUUUACGUCGGUCAGAGCGCUGUUUCUGCCAAUGCAUCCAAGGGCAACACUCGCGCAGCAUUUGACAACUCCCCCCAUUCCGCACUCCUGGAAAGGCUUGCCAAAGCUCUGCGACCUGAAGCGCGCUACUACCUUCUAAGCGCAAUGGCAAAUCAGCUUCGGUAUCCCAAUAGCCACACGUACUUCUUCAGCUUCGCAAUCCUCCGCCUGUUUGGUGCCGACUACUCGGAACAGGAUGAGUCCGAUAUCCGUCAGCAAAUUAUCCGGGUGCUUCUCGAGCGGCUUAUCGUUCAUCGUCCUCAUCCUUGGGGAUUGAUUAUCACCCUGCAGGAACUGCUCCAGAAUCGGAGCUACACUUUUUUCCGUCUUCCAUUUAUCCAGGCCGCGCCUGAGAUCGGUCGUUUAUUUGAUGCUCUCCUGCAACACAUUCAGCAACAAAGCCCUAGAGCGCUGGCCUAGGCACUUGACGAAGAAUCAUCACCUUCACUAUAUUCUCUAUUAAUACGAAGAACUUGACCUUGCCACGAUGUCUUACCUAUUUCUGAGAUGAAUGUUUCCAUGGUGAUUGCCGACGCCGCUCAUGACAUGUAGCAUCCACAUUACGGAGCUCUAUUGGGGUGUAUGAUUUGAAGGGUUCUUUUUAUUUAUUUUUGCUCUUUAGUGGCCCGUCUGUACUGCUUUUAUCUCGUUAUCAUUUCUCGGUUGGGUUUCAGGGAGGGAUAUGCAUACCAUUAAGACAUGUCAGCAUGGUUUAAAGCUACAUGAAGCCUUCUUAUCUUCGAUUUUAUCCAUUACCUUUUCUUUUCCUCUUUUUCUUUUCCAAUUCCUUUCUCCCUUGUACUUCUGUUGGACAUUUGUGUCACUCCUGUUCUGGUGGCCUGUAACGAUAAGUAUAAAAAUAUGGGGUAUAAUGAGGGCUUUGCUUUACUAUUGCAUUCUAAAUGGCAUUGGAGUUUACUCUGGUCAAGGAAUCCUCGAUUGCACAAUUUUAAGCAUUCAACUGUAGGAUGGGGUUGAUGUAUAUGCUCCUAGA
Aspergillus alliaceus is the source of this 7747-nucleotide messenger RNA. RefSeq names its product CCR4-NOT core subunit CDC39. Gene Ontology annotation, molecular function: molecular adaptor activity. Gene Ontology annotation, cellular component: CCR4-NOT core complex; P-body. Gene Ontology annotation, biological process: nuclear-transcribed mRNA catabolic process, deadenylation-dependent decay. The record is from RefSeq and is a predicted model, not a curated record. Lineage: Eukaryota; Fungi; Ascomycota; Eurotiomycetes; Eurotiales; Aspergillaceae. Bases 148 to 7173 code for a protein of 2341 amino acids. The transcript is spliced from 4 exons.